Molecule: messenger RNA, 2793 nt
Organism: Entamoeba nuttalli P19
Lineage: Eukaryota; Evosea; Mastigamoebida; Endamoebidae
Exons: 1
Coding region: 1-2793 (930 amino acids)
Molecular function (GO): guanyl-nucleotide exchange factor activity
Source: RefSeq, a predicted model, not a curated record
AUGAGAAUGGUUUCUGGAGAUGAAGAAGAAAUAGCUAAAUUUGCUUCAACUUUACAACAAGUUUGGACUGUAAAAAAUAAACCAAAAGUGAGUAAAUUUGAACCGUUCCAUUUUAAAAAGAAGAAUGAAAGAACAACAACACAUAAUACAAAUACUGUAAUAAUGAAAAAAUCUACUAAACAAUCUAUUGUACAAGUUAAUGAAAUGGAUUCAAUUAAAAAGGAGAGUAUAAAAGAAAAUAGUAGUAGUUCUGUUUCAAAUGAAGAAGGAAAAGAGUAUGAAUUUACUGGAGAUGAAGAAAUUCUUAUUGAUGAGAUAAAAAGAAAAAUGAAUCGAUUUAGAAGAGCUAGUGAUCCAAGAGAAAUGCAAGUCGUUACUGAUGUUGACUUGUAUAGUAAAAGGUCUAGAAAAACAAUUUGUUUUGGAAAAAUUAAGAAUGAACAAGUUGGAGAAAGUGCUGAAUGUAUUGAGUCAAGUGGAACUACAACUACAGAAGGAAUAAGUAGUGAAGAGAAUGAGAGUGAAAGUUUGUCUUGUAGAGACCAAAGCACUGAAAGACUCAACUCAAGUGAAAUAAAAAUUGAAGAGAAAAAAUUACGACCGAGUCUUCAAGGGAAACUUCAUAGGAGAAAAACUACAAGGUUCAGUGCUGAGUUUGGAAAAGAACUUCAAGAGGCUCUUUUAAGACAGCAUAACGAACAUGAACUACGGGUAUUUAAUGAAGAUCAAUUUAAAAAUGUACUUAAAGAACUUCAUGAAAAAAGAAAGCAAAAAGAGGAUGUUGUAUUAUUAAAGAAAUGUGGAGAAAAACAAGCUCUUGCAGUGAAAAUGAAACCUAAUGGAAGGAAUAUUUCUCCAAAGAAAGAAGUUCCACCACUCUGUAUUAAUUCAAUGAUACAAACAAUCUCAUAUAAUAGAGAGGUACCUAUUCGAAGAAGAACACAAAGAAGACAAUCAUGUGCAUUGGCUAUUGAUGAAGUACAUGAAAUACAAAAAGUUAUUGGAGUUGAAAAGAAUUGGAAUGAGAAAAUAUAUACUGAACAAGACAUAGUUCUAGUUAAAGAGAUUCAAUGGUUAAUUAGAAACAGAGAAGCUCAUAAAAAUGGAAUAAAAAUUAUAAAAAGAAUGAAAGAAAGAAAAGGGGCUGUAUUAGAAUUAAUGAAAAAUGAGAAAUAUUUUUUGGAAAAUAUGGAAAUCUUAAAAGAAAGUCUUGAAGUACUUAAGAGUAAUGGAGGAGGAAGUAUAUUUGUUCUUGCACAGGAAUAUAGGAAUAAAGUUGUUGAAGUAACAGAAGAAUUAAAGAAUAAGUUAGAAGAAAUUAUUUGUAAGAAAAAAGAAGUAUAUGGCAAUGGAAUUGCUCAAUGUUUCAUAAAGGAAUUUGGUAAAUUUGAAGAAUAUGCAUAUUUCAUUAAUUUGUAUAAAAGAAUAAUGAAUGACUAUGAAGAGAUUAUGAAGAAACAAAGUGAAAAAAUGCCAAUUUAUGAAUAUAUGUUGAAAUUGAAAAUUAAAAAACAAACUGAUUUAGACUCAUUAAGUUCUAUGCCGUUUCAACAUAUUAUGAGAUAUAAAAUACAACUAAAUAGAAUUAUGGAAACAUUACCUAAAUAUGAUUCAAGAAUGAAGGAAUAUGAACAAGCAAAUCAAAUUGUUGGAGAUGUUAUUUAUAAUGUUAAUAAUCAAUAUAAAAGUUUUGCUCAAUCAACAGAAUUAAAUGAAAUUAUUAAAAGACUAUCAAUUAAAAUAGAUAAAACAUUAUUUGGAAGAACAGUUUUAUCAAUAGAAAAUGGUAAUAUUAUUAAAGUGAAAUCAAAAGAUAUUUUUAAAGGGAAGUAUAAAGGAAAAACAAAAAAAUGUGUUAUUCUUAUUAUUUCUGAUGCUAUUUUAUUUAUUGUUAAUAAAUCAUUAACUGAUUUAAGUGAAGUACAUCUUUCAGAUAUUUCAGAGAAGAAAAAAGUAUUAGUAGAAAAUAUAUUUUAUUUUGAUAAUCUUGUUUUAAUGCCAUUUAGUUCACAUGAAGUACAUAUUUAUAAUAAUAAAGAUGAUUAUUUAAUAAAGUUUUCUAAUACAAAGGAAAUGACAUGUUUUAUAAAUAAAAUAGAAGAAAUGAUAACUAAUUUAUGGAUUAGAUAUAGUUCAGUAUUAAAGUCAAUCAAAGCAGAUAAUUAUUCAUUCUUCUCGACUGAAGUAGAGGAUACUUCUUUUCAUUCAGAUGCACUUUUAGAUAAAAAUACUGUUAUUCAUAUUGUAUUAGCUGGAGUUUAUUUAUACUUAUACAAAAGUACUUUAGAUUUUGUAAAGCAAAGGAAACCAUUACAUACAUUUAAAUUGUUCGAAACUAAAGUUUUAAUUCAAUGUAACGAAUUAGGAGAGACAGCAUUUAUUACCUUUUGUUCAAAUGAUAAAGAGAUUAAAGUUCAAUUACAAUCGCUUCCAUUAGGAAUGUUGUGGAUGAAUUGUAUGAGAAAUGAAAUGCAGUCACAUCUUUAUGCUAAUAGAAAUUGUCUUCCAUUAUUACCAAACUUACCUAUAGGAAUUAAUCCAUGGUAUAUAUGGCAAAUUAUUCCAAAUAUUAAUGAAAAUGAUAAAUGUUUUCUUUGUGGGAAAUUUAGUUCAAUGGUCGAUGUUCGUACUGGAAAAUUUUAUUGUACUGAAUGUGGAAAAAAGAAAAGAGACGCUUCUUUGUGUGAAACAUCUAGAACUGCAUUAUCAGUACUUGCGUCAAUAACAAAAGAUUCAAGACAAUUAUUAGCACGUGGAAAUAAUAUUCUUAAGGCAUUAGUCCAAGAUCAUUAA